Molecule: messenger RNA, 3126 nt
Organism: Diaporthe amygdali
Lineage: Eukaryota; Fungi; Ascomycota; Sordariomycetes; Diaporthales; Diaporthaceae
Product: type ii inositol-trisphosphate 5-phosphatase
Exons: 1
Coding region: 1-3126 (1041 amino acids)
Biological process (GO): phosphatidylinositol dephosphorylation
Molecular function (GO): phosphatidylinositol-4,5-bisphosphate 5-phosphatase activity
Source: RefSeq, a predicted model, not a curated record
AUGCCAUCCUCAGCAGCGAAUGAGCACUCAAUGUCCGAAACCACCGACCCCGUCGACCUCGCCCUAUCGACUCCCCAGUCCUUGAGCCGUGCCGUCUACGCCCGCCGCGCCGAGUACACCAGGCCUCGUCGCAUACGGCUCAAGGUCGGCUCGUGGAACGUCGCCGCCUGCCCUGGCACCGACAAAGACCUCGCAACUUGGUUCGUCGAUGGCAAGGGCAUCGACACCAACCUGACCGCUACGGGCUUCUCUCGCAACCCCGCCGUCCAAGUAGACGACCCAAAAGACACCACCCCACGUCAACAGUCCCCAGCCUCCGCCCGAGUGCUGGGGGGCGACAAGAUCGACCUUUACAUCCUAGGCCUGCAGGAGGUGGUUAAUCUCAACCCCGUCACCCAGUAUGUCUACUCGGACACCAACCCCACUGACAAGUGGCGGCUGGCCCUUGAGGCUGCCCUCCCCGAUGGCUACCAGUUCGUUGGCUCCGAGCAAAUGUCUGGCCUUCUCCUGCUGAUGUACGCCUCCCCCGGGCUCGCACCUUGCAUUGCAAAUGUCAGCACCAAGGCUGUAGGCACGGGCGUUGGCGGAUGGUUCGGGAACAAGGGCGCAACAGCAGCUCGCAUCGUCCUAGGGGAGGCCACCACGAUGGUCUUUGUCAAUUCACAUCUAUCCAGCGGCAACGAUCCUGCCACCGUUGACCGCCGUUGUUGGGAUGCUAGGACCAUCCUCGACAGGACGCGUUUUGACCCUGUGGUCAUCGCCGGAAACGACGAGGAAGACGACGACGGCAAGAUCGGCAGCGAGGACUUCGCUUUCUGGUUCGGCGAUUUGAACUUCAGGUUGGAUGGCAUACCGGGCGACGACAUUCGCCACUUACUGACACUCCACUCGAAGGGCGAGUAUGAUGUGGGCAGAGCCAAGUCACAGGAUCUGGACGGGGAGGAGGGAAUCGUAGUCAUGAGAACUUCCGAGAGUAGCGAUGAGCAGACGGAUGAUGCUUCCGGGCGGACCCGCUCCACCGAGCAGAGCAGUGAUGAUGAGUCCAUGUCCCUGCCUGACCCAGACGACUUCGAUCCGGAUCCUCACGAGGACCCUGCAUCUCUUCAGGCAACUUUAGACUCGUUACUCCCACACGACCAGCUCCUUCGGGUCAGGAAGGAAGGUAAGAUUUUUCAUGACGGCUGGCACGAAGGCCCAAUCACCUUCUUGCCAUCUUACAAGUACGACGUGGGCACAGUCGGUCUGUAUGAUUCCAGUGAGAAGAAAAGGGCCCCCAGCUGGUGCGAUCGGAUCCUGUACCGGACCAAGAAAGACACACAGCAACACGAGCGCAAGCUCAAGGAGGAGGAGGAAGCGCGGAAGAGAGAUGAAGAAAUGAGGUCUCGCGGUAUCGACCAAGCCGGGGAUGAUGAUGAGGUUUUGUUUGACUACGACCCCGAAAGCGACGGUGAUACGGCACCUGUUGGAAAGCCAGGUCUGGACUAUGAUGAAUAUGAUGAUAAUGGCGAGGAUGCAACCGCGGACGCUGUUGAAGUGCAGGCCGUAGACCGCAUCAAUCUGGACCUCUAUACCUCCCACCAACGAAUAACAUCCUCGGACCACAAGCCUCUUGUGGCUGUCUUUGAACUCGACUUUGAUGCAGUGGUUCCGGAGCUCAAAGCUGACAUUUACGCUCAAGUGGCCCGAGAGCUGGACCGCGCCGAGAACGAAGGCCGGCCAUCUAUCACUAUCGUUAGGGAAGGACAAGAAUCGGGCCAUGACUUGGUAGAUUUUGGUCAAGUCAGCUUUAUGCAGAGGCAGGCUGCCUACUUCACGAUAGCAAAUACCGGAGGGGUUCCAGCCACAAUCAGCUUCAUUGAGCGGCCAAGGGCCGGAGACACACAGGACGGUGGCUCAGGUCUGUCCCAUUGGCUCACGACCUCGCUGGACCGCAUUGUCCCGGGUGACGAUAUCAACGAGGGCGUGCCUGAGGAUCUUGGAAAGGAUGUGAUCCUGGAGCCAGGUGAGACGGUGAAUGCCACGCUGGAGAUGUGUAUCGACCAGGUGUCGCAGGCCAGGGCGUUGAACGAGGGCCGGGAGAAGCUGGAGGAGGUCGUGGUUCUUCGGGUCGCCGAAGGCAGAGACCACUUUUUACCAAUUCGGGCGAGCUGGGCCCCUACCUGCGUUGGCAGGUCGAUCGACGAGCUCAUACGGGUCCCUGAUGGUGGGAUCCGGGCAUUUGUUACAUCUUCGCCACACAAGAAGGCGGGCGAAAGCUUAGGCGCCAUUCCUUCCGCUUUCGAUGUCCAUCGGUCUGCACCGAAGGAGCUGUUCAAACUGGUCGAAGCAGUCGAGGCACUUACUGACAGGACACUGGCAGAGGAAGAGAUGCUUGACUCGUACAAAGUGCCUAGGGACCAGCCAGGGUGGCCGUUCGAGGGCUUUGUGUCGCAGCCUGGUGCUGGCCUGCUCCCCGGUGUCAUCGAGGCCCUGGACACAGACCAGCCGAUCGCUGACGCAUUCCCUCCCGAAGCAGACCCAUGCCAGCGGCUCGAAGCAGUGGCGGGAGCCCUGCUCCUGUUCCUGCAGGGUCUGACGGACGGCAUCAUCAACACGUCUCUGUGGUCCAGAAUCGAACAGGCGCCCAUCCGGGCCCUUGGCCAGGCACCACCGGCUGCAAGAGGCUCAUCCAGUGACGACACAGAAGACGACAAGUCUGUGAUUCUCGACAUCCUGAUGACCGCGCCGAACCACAAUAUCUGCUUCGUCUUCUUGACCACCACUCUCGCAAAGGUCAUUGGUGAACUAGCGCCACUGAAGAGGAGCGAGGUGGAUGCACUAAGUGCUGCUUCACCCAGCCAACAGGGCGGCGGCGGCGGCAUAGGCGCCAUCGGAGCGCUGGGCCGCAGGUCAUUGAGCAUCCGGCGUAGUUUGACCGGUGGUGCCUCGUCUGGAGCGACAACGCCAGUGGUGGAGGCGAUUGCGUCGCUCGAGAAACGGAAGGCCAGGGAGCGUAGGGUGGCACAGAUCUUUGGAACUGUGGUCUGUCGGACGGCGACGCCAGCAAGGGACAAGGAGCGCAGGAUGUUGGAGGAUAAACAAAAGAUGGUUGUGGAACUGUUCCUGCGCAGGAGGGAGGGCCGCUAA